Molecule: messenger RNA, 1232 nt
Organism: Callorhinchus milii (elephant shark)
Lineage: Eukaryota; Metazoa; Chordata; Chondrichthyes; Chimaeriformes; Callorhinchidae
Gene: uchl1
Product: ubiquitin carboxyl-terminal esterase L1 (ubiquitin thiolesterase)
Biological process (GO): ubiquitin-dependent protein catabolic process; protein deubiquitination
Cellular component (GO): cytoplasm
Molecular function (GO): cysteine-type deubiquitinase activity
Source: RefSeq, marked provisional
ACUGAUUCCCUGUAUCUCUGUGUGUGGUGGAGCAGCUCUGAACUCGGUGCAAGCAAUGGAGUGGAAGGCAAUGGAAAUCAACCCCGAGAUGCUGAACAAAUGCAUGACUCGACUGGGCGUGGCAGCGAGCUGGAAGUUCGUGGAUGUUUUGGGGCUGGAGACUGAAUCCCUCUCCAUGGUGCCUUCCCCAGUCUGCGCUUUGUUGCUGCUGUUUCCUCUCAGUCAACAGCAUGAGUCUUUCAGAGGAACCCAAACCUCAGAACUGACUGGGAAAGGUAUUGACUCUAAAAUCUACUUCUUGAGGCAAACCAUCUCGAACUCCUGUGGCACUGUGGGACUCGUCCAUACUAUUGCCAAUAAUCAGGAUAAAUUUACAUUUGUGGAAGGCUCAACCCUGAAGAAGUUCCUGACUGAAACUGCAGAUCUGUCAGCAGAGGAACGUGCCAAACAUCUGGAACAAAAUAAGGAUAUUCAUUCAGCGCAUGAUGCCACUGCAGAGGAGGGCCACUGUCGGAUACAUGAAGAUGGUACAAACUUCCAUUUCAUCGCUUUUGUUGAUGUGGACGGACACUUGUAUGAACUGGAUGGAAGAAUGCCAUUCCCCAUUGACCAUGGUGAAACAUCAAAGGACACACUGUUGCAGGAUUCUGCCAAGAUCUGCCGACAGUUUAUGGAACGUGAUCAAGAAGAAGUCCGUUUUACUGCUGUGGCACUCAGCAAAGCCUAAAAGCAACAUGGAACUGUAUCAAAGCUGCAUGAGUCAGAGCACAGUACCACAACUCUCAGCUUAGGUGGUGUUCUAAAGCUUUCCCAAUGAUUUGCUGAAAUAGUUUUUCAUUUUUGUAUGAUGCACUUUGAUGUGGGACAUACACUGCCUUUACACUAGUAUUUCUGCACAUAAGACUCAAAUAUCUAGGUAGCAACAUUUGUGUGCAGGAUUGGGUGUGCUGUAGAGUUAGUAAUGUAAAGGUUCUUGAGAAAUGUGUUCCAUGAAUAUCCACUGUAGUGCAACUGUCUGCAUCCUAGUAACACCACAGCUAGGCCAAAGGUGACUUUUUUUCCUUUUUGCUCGAACAAGGGGAACAAAACUGAAGAAGUGUACUAGAAAAUAUGAUAGAUUUGCAGGGCUUUGUUGGAAGCUUCUAUUUGCGAUCGACUCCACAUUGUGCCUAUCUUUUUACAGCUUUUCUGUAAUGAGUAGUUGCUGUAAUGUUUAAAAAAUAAAACUUGGU